AUGGAGUCCGCAGCUGGCUAUCCGGAGUCUCCGAUGGAAGCAGACGAUGCAGUCUAUCCAUGCAAAGGCUGUGGCGAGAUCCUGGAAGAAGGAAAGGCCUUCGAACUUGACUGUUUUCGAUGCAACACUUGCGGCACCAUCCUCGAUUCCGACGCAAACCUCCUCCUCCUGGGUGACGGCUCACUCAUCUGUAAUAAUUGUACUUAUAGUUGCAGUGUCUGUGGAAAUAAGAUAGAAGACUUGGCCAUUCUCACGGGCGAUCAAGCAUUCUGUGCUAAUUGCUUCAAAUGCCGGAAUUGCAAAAAGAAAAUUGAAAAUCUCAAAUAUGCGCGAACUUCGCAAGGGAUCUUUUGUAUGGAAUGUCAUGAAUCGUUGAUGCAGAGGAGGCGGAAAAAGUCUCAAAAGAAUGCUACUAGCCGGCACAAGCAUAUUCCUCCGCCCUCGAACAGUACCAUGCUACUCGACAAAUCACUACCAUCUCUUCCUCCGAGCGCCGUGGAUCGUAGCGCUGUAGCUGCCUUUCCCACCGAGAACAACAGUCCUAUAUCAGAAGCAUAUUCAGAGGUCCCAACAGAGACAACAGCGUCCCAUGGCCAGAGGCCGUCGUAUUCAAGAACAAGAUCGGACAUGGGAUCGCCAGAACUUUCUCGCACAAAUCAGAAAAGACCACCAUACGGCAGAUCUGCUUCAUCGACGAGCGAAAAGCGCAACAGGUCAAAUUCACAGGAAGAGGAGCAGAAAGAAUCUCUUGCUCCUCCACAUCCAAGUCACACCGACAGACACUCCACCCAUUCUGACGGGUCAGCUCUUGGGGAAGACUUUUUUAUACCUAUGAAACUUGACCCUAACUUGGCCCCGGGUCCCUCCCCUAUUGCUCGUAGGGAAAACAACGAAGCAAGAAGCCCUCCUCAAGCAGAAAACAAGCCGAACUCUAAAGAUUAUUUCAAUGCUAGAUAUCCACCUACUCGAAGUCGGACGACUGAAGAACCUUUGCAGAAACUGUCUUCGGCUGAAUCUGGACAUGGCUCCCGAAAUUCUUCUCAGCCUAGCAGUCCCCACAUUGCACAUCAAUAUCAGGAUAGGGGUAGACAAUUGUCGUCUGACUUCACGUCGGAUCUUGGCCGAAAGAAGAUACACCAUGCCAACAAUAAUUCCAUCAAUGCCGUUGCACGAGAAGCAGUACAAGAAACCGCUGGCAACGAGGCUCGACCCCGACGGAAUGGAGAGAAUCAUAAUGGCAGGUUUAUGUUGCAAGAAGUACCCAAAAGCAAAAAAACCGAGAAGAGAAACUCGAAGGAACGACAGCAUCCUCUAGCUAACUCCUCAGGAUCUUUGUCUAAGCGACGAGUUGACUCAGUCACUGCGAACAAUCAGGUAAAAGAACAACAGGUCACAUUGUCUCCCAAUGACUCUUCAGAUUCAUCCAGAUCAGAUGCGACCCUAAGCGGAUCUCCAAAUGAGUCUCAGCCCAAUAGGAAUCACGUCCCCACCGAGCCCCGUACAUCGCCUUUGAGCACCCAGCUCAAAAAUGUGCCAGAAAGAGGCGAUUCCCUUAAUAAGUCUGGGCAACAGCCGCCACCACGGCGAACAGUUGAAUCGAGCGCUCCUAGCAAGCUGUCGAAUUCUGUUGCGGCGUCCGACAAUCAGCUAGAUCUCCCUGCUUCGGCGCCUCCCAGCACAACAAUACCGUCUGGAGCUAUCACGGCCAACAGAAGCCUUCCGAGAUCGUUAGAUUCACCUGCUAGCAGCAACUUUGCUGAUACACCACCACAUCCGCCACUACGGGCAAAGGAACGUCUAGCUCAACUAGAGGACGAUUCAUCAAGCGAUUCUUUCGUCACACCAAGGGCUCCACCCCACCCACCUUCUAAUCGACCUAAAGCUGAGCCGUCAAGUCUCCGCAACGGCGAUUAUGCCACGUCGCCAAGAUUACCUCGAUACAACGAUAAGGACGACUUUUCAUGGGAGGAUGAGACAUCCCGCACUCCAGGAACCGACAAUCAGCAGGAACAGGGAGGCUUCCUUCGUCGUGUAUCUCACUCGCUAGAGGCAGAAAAGCAGAGAGUUCAAGAGCUCGAAAUCGCCUUGGAUGCUAAGAGCAGUAUCAAGCAGAUGAACUCAGAACUCAAAGAGAAAAGGUCAACCAUGGUCGUUCUAGAUACCCAGAAGCAAAUCGUUGUGCGCGAAUUGGAAGCUUUGACGGAGCAUAUUGCGGCCGCAAAACGGAGUGAAGAGCCUUUCGAUAUUAGCAAGAUGACGAAUUCUGUGCUUCGGGAUUUUGCUCAAAGCCUCCAGGGGCUCAAGGAAUCCUUUCAGCCCCAAAUUGAGGAACUUAUACAACGUAGAAAUGAAGUGGCUGAUGAGCUCACGGCCAAGAACUCUCAAUUGGCAGACCUCAACAAUCAGCUGGUGCAUCAAAUACAGGAGCUGUACAAGGCAAACGCUGGGCCAGCAAUAGACGUCAGGCCAACGCCAAAUGGCCUGGGUAUAUACAACGCGCAAAUACAGAAGGAAAAGGGAGGCUCUAUUGAGAUUCGAGAGCAUCGACCGUCGUAUGCGGAAAGCAAUCUCACCGGGUCGACAGCAGUGCCCGAGCAUGAGACGGAGCCAGCAUAUCUUGCUGCCCCGCAGGUUGUCAACAUUCGCAAAGCCCAACCGAAGAAAUUCAAUUGGAAAAGAGGAGGGCAGAAUGUCGCUAAGGGUGUCACAAAAGGUCUUAAGGGCGCAUUCUCGAGCGAAGAGAAGCGAGGUCACGGGCAAAAAGAAGGGCAGUAUGCCACGGAGGGUAUGCCGUACGGUGCGAUGUCGCAGCAAGAGUACCCACGAACGGACACCUAUCCUAAAGGUUCGAAUCAAAAUCGUGGGCCUGGGUUUGGGGGCUUUUUCGGAAAUCCCAAAGAGAGACCUCAACAGUGGAAGAAUUCGCCCAACAACAGCUUCCCGGCCGUCAACAAUAGUGAUGGUGCCCCUCGUAAGACUUGUCAUCGCUCUGUGACGAAUCUCGCUAACACGAUAGCAGCGCUUUUUGGCUCAGAGCUGGAGCUUCGUGCUGAAUACGAGCGAUCAAACAUUCCCAGUGUUGUCAUGCGCUGCAUUCAAGAAGUUGACGCGAGAGGCAUGGAUAUCGAAGGCAUCUACCGCAAAUCCGGCAGCUCCAGCCAGGUCACGGCCAUCAAGGACGGCUUCGAGCGCAACAAUGACUAUGACAUUUCCGACCCUGAUCUUGACAUCAACGCCGUGACCUCCUGCCUGAAACAGUACUUUCGCAAAUUACCUACCCCCCUCAUUACUUAUGACGUCUACAAUACCCUCCUCGCAAGCGCGACAUCGCAGGCUAAGCCUGAAGCUGACGCCAGCGAGAAGAUAGCUCACAAAGUCAAUAGCAUGCGGCUGGCUAUCAAUGGGCUUCCGCCUCGCCAUAGAGACACACUAGAGGUUCUCAUCUUCCAUCUAGCACGAAUUGUUGAGCAUGAUCGGGAGAAUCUGAUGACGUCUCUCAAUGUGGCUGUGGUUUUCGCCCCAACCAUAAUGAGACCCGAGAGUCUUGCAAAAGAAAUGCAAGACACGCAGGCCAAGAAUGCUGCUGUGCAGUUCCUCGUUGAAAAUGGCCAUAACAUCUUCUUAGGACGGGAGGAAGAAGAGGAAAGGGUUGAAUAA
Molecule: messenger RNA, 3657 nt
Organism: Bacidia gigantensis
Lineage: Eukaryota; Fungi; Ascomycota; Lecanoromycetes; Lecanorales; Ramalinaceae
Exons: 7
Coding region: 1-3657 (1218 amino acids)
Biological process (GO): regulation of GTPase activity; signal transduction
Cellular component (GO): cytoplasm
Source: RefSeq, a predicted model, not a curated record